Messenger RNA from Bombina bombina (fire-bellied toad), 3005 nucleotides. RefSeq names its product thioredoxin domain containing 16 (gene TXNDC16). The coding region runs from base 416 to 2830 and encodes 804 amino acids. The record is from RefSeq and is a predicted model, not a curated record. The transcript has 21 exons. NCBI's taxonomy places the organism in Eukaryota, Metazoa, Chordata, Amphibia, Anura, Bombinatoridae.
UAUAGGUAGGAUAUUAUGGUGAGGGCAGGCUGUUCGGGCUACCUAGAUAGCCCUAUAUUCAGGUUUUGGUUAGCGGUCUGAAGGCGGUGAUGUAAGGGAAGGUGUAGGGGCAUAGACUGGAGGCUACUGACAGGGCUGUAUCCGUAUGUGUGCGGUGUGCUUAGCCCUGGGACAUUAAUAAUGCAGGAAGUAGCGUGACACAGAGAUACCCGGAGGCGAGAUGGAGAUGUGACGUGUGUAAGGCAUGAAUACACUUGAAGGGACGCUGACCUCUGAUAAUGGAUUCUCUUGAAGAGCAUUAAAAAGGGAGAAAUCAUUCCCCUAUUUGACCAAGUCUGCAAGUGCCUCUUCUUCCAAGCUGCAUUGGAUAUUGUUCCUGACAUUUCGCAUAGCUGAUACGAUCAAUCUCAGAUAGAUGAUGACUCGACAUAGCAAUUUAGUCAUUUUGCUUUUGUUUUUAAGAACAAUUAUCACCGCAAAUGCAAAAUCUGUCCUGCUGGAGCUUAGUCCAGACACGUAUUACAACAAUCUUAUGCCUGGAAGAACAUCAUUGCUUUAUUUCAGUGCAGAUAAACCCAGUAGCAAUAUUUUUUUGGAAGAACUUCAAAGGGCUGUUGAGCCUCUGCAAGACUAUGGGAUUUUUGUUGCCAAGGUUAAUUGUUUCAAGGAAGAUAUACCAAAGUACUGUUCAGCAGAAAGUGCAUAUUUAUUCAGGGGCGCUAAAUUAUUAAGGGAAUUUCCCACUGACGCACUGUUUGAUGUAAAUGCCAUUGUUGCAAAUGUUUUAUUUGUCUUACUUUAUAAUGAAGUGAAAUAUAUAACGUCUGUUUUGGAACUUAACACCAUAGAAGAUGACGCCAAAGGCAAAAAGAAUGUUGUUUUCAUCUAUAUCCGAGCAAUAGGAAUUCCAGAACAUAGGUCAGUUAUGGAAGCUGCGUAUGUUUAUGGAUCAAAAUACCAGUUUGUCUUAACAACUGAAACGACUGUGUUAGAAAGUGUGAGUUCUGGGGAGUCUGAUAUAGUUUCUGGAAAGCUGUUCUUUAGUCACUGUAAAGUGGCGAAAUGUCGGAGAACUCUACUGGAUCAGCCAAUUACUAUUGUUAAUAUACAUCGCUUUCUGAAGCUUAUGGAAGCAGCGCUUGUGACAGAUAUCUCUGGAGAUAUUGAAAAUGUUACCAGCCUACAUCUGCAGCUUGGGUUACCCAUGGUUUUUAUCUUAAGUCAACAAGAGACCUAUGAUGCUGAUAGAAUUACUGCAGAGCAUUUGGCCUGGCAACUGAUGGGCAAGGCAGGACUAGCCAUAUUAUUGAGGGAAAAGUCUAAUAUUCCAUUAAACAUCAAUGUGGCAUUGAAAAGCGCAGACGAGAAUGUCCCAGUGAAAUAUAUGCUCUUAGAGGAGACGCAGCAAAUUGUAGACCUUUUUGUUGCUACAAAAAAUGAACAUAGGGAAGAGGCUGAAGACAAUUUACACAGUGACCAAGAUGUUCAAGAUGAUGAGGUUGCAGAAGCUGUAUACAGAGACAGGAAGAGAGUCCUUCCACUGCAGUUAGUCCCCUCACUGACAGAGGACAGCUUUGUGACAAGUGUAAACAGUACAUCCCGCUCAGUAGUUCUCUUCUAUGCAAGCUGGGAAGCUGUAUCGCUGACGUUCCUGCGUUCAUUUCUAGACAUGGCUGUAAAAUAUAAAGAUAUAAUGGAUGUAUUUUUGGGCCGAGUAAACUGUGGAGAUUGGCCAUACCUCUGUAAGGAACAGUCUAUAAUCAAUAUUCCUGCAGCAAAGAUUUACCAAAAUGGAAAGGAACCAUUGCUGUACAAUGGCAUGAUGGGCACUGAAGAGCUUUUUAAAUUUAUUAUGCUAAGCAAAGUGGAUUGCCCUUUUAAAUUGCUAACAAUGGCAGAAGCAGAAAAUUAUUUGAAUUGGAAACAUUAUGAGCACUGGCUUCCAUAUCAGAAUCUCUCUGUACUAGGGAUUUGUACUCCCUAUAUGAAAGAAGCAGUGGACACCUUUAUGGAUGCAGGGAAGAAUCUCAGAGGUUUUGCAAUAAUGGGAAUUUACUGUGGAGAGAACGCUUCAGACUUGGCAAGCAAAUAUAGCACAACGCUUCCUGCUAUUAUUUUUGCCAGACGCAACAAAAUAUAUGGCAUUUCUGUACAAAACGUUGCUGCCAGUGAGAUUGUUCACCUCAUUAAACGGGAAAUAUUAGGAGUGUUUCCAGAAGUCAGAGUGGAAAAUCUUCCGUCCCUUUUCUCUCAUAAGAAACCUUUACUCAUAUUAUUCUCUGAUGGUAAUCUGAACCACAAUAAUGAAAAAAGCAUUUCAAAUUUGGAGAAAGGAAAUUAUUUAGAGCCGUAUGGAACUUGCUGGCUUAAUCUGAAAAACACUCCAGUAGGCAAUGGAAUAUUGCAGCACUACUUCGGUUUUGUGCCGCACUUACCUGUGCUUGUUCUUAUUCAUUUUGAUACAAUGGGAAAAGUGUUUGCAUUCCCUUCAGAUCAGUAUCUCACUGAGGUUAACAUCUUAUAUUGGUUGGAGAUGAUCAAAGCAGGGGAAGAACAGCCUGUCUACUCUUUAUCCAGUGAAGAUUGGAUUGCUCCACUUCCUGAUUAUGACUUCCUUACCAUGAUGGAUGCCACACUACCUGAUUUUGCUGCUCAGAAAAUUCGUAUUCAUUUAAAAUCAAGUAGCAGAAGUAAACGUGUAGAUGAUUUAUCAGAGAGAACGGAAGCAGAAGAGACGGAAGCCAAACAGACAACGGGCAAAAGUUUACGUGGAACUGUCCCCAAGUUUAUAGAAAAAGAAAAACGAUUUAAACAUCAUUCAGAGUUAUGAACCAAGUGGUUUGCAGCACAUUAAAUAAUUUAAUACAGAAACAUUUUGUAUACAUUUUUCUGUUGUGUGUGGAAUAUGGAUGAGAAACAGGUUUAUUCUGACGAAUGCAUUAUAGCCGGGUACACCAUGUCCUAUGCAAUUAAACUCUCUGUGAUAAUUAAAUGACCACAAGCAA